Molecule: messenger RNA, 2654 nt
Organism: Frieseomelitta varia
Lineage: Eukaryota; Metazoa; Arthropoda; Insecta; Hymenoptera; Apidae
Product: glucose dehydrogenase [FAD, quinone]-like
Exons: 7
Coding region: 257-2185 (642 amino acids)
Molecular function (GO): oxidoreductase activity, acting on CH-OH group of donors; flavin adenine dinucleotide binding
Source: RefSeq, a predicted model, not a curated record
CGAUGUAUCUAGCGAUCCCGUCGAGUUUACUCUCCCCCUGCGAGAACAGAUGAAGCAUCAACGCUGUGUGCCUCGGACGAGUUCCCCUUUGUGUUGCUGCCGUCUGCUCGAAAGGAUCCGCCUCGGUCGCGUCGCGCGCUCGCACUCGACCGGGCCCAAAUGUCUUCGAAUCCUCCUCAACGAGCCACUGCCACGGGCCACCUCUCUCGCGAGCCACUUCGAUUUUCCAGGUGACACCGGCCUCUGAUUGGACAAAAUGCGAUUUCACGACCUCUUGCUCUUGUUCCUGAUGCAAUUGGCGAUCGCGUUUCGACUUCCGUUUCAGGUUAGCGAAUUGGAUACAAACAACGAAACGAAGUCAUGUUGCUCCUGCAGCUUCAAAGAUACGUCGUACAUGGCGUCCAAGUGCGGCGUGAAAACAUCUUUCACGAGCUUGUUCGAGAAACUGAUCGCGUCUACGUGCGAUCUGACGGACCCUUGCCGGAGACUUGGCAAAGAGGAAGUGCCGAACGAAUGGUUCGACUUUAUCAUAGUCGGCGGUGGAGUUGCCGGGCCUAUAAUUGCCAGGAGAUUGAGCGACAAUCCCUGGUGGAGGGUUCUCCUGAUCGAAGCAGGACCGGAAGAACCGUCGAUGACUUCUAUUCCCGGACUGGCGGUUCACGCGGUCAACUCGACUUUGGAUUGGAAUUUCAAAACGGAGCCUACGGAGCCUCAUCCAACCGCCUGUUUAGAAACCGGGGGAGUGUGCACGUGGCCGCGAGGGAGGAUGAUGUCAGGCACCGGGGGGAUGUACGGGAUGAUGUAUACCCGCGGUCACCCGGAGGUGUACAACAGCUGGGCCCGAUCGGGCGCCACCGGUUGGUCCUACGACGAGAUCGCGCACUACUUCGAACAAGCGGAGGACCCGAUCGACCCACAGAUACUCUCCGACAAGGAGAGAACAGUCCCGGUGCCAGGGCCAAUGAAGAUCCAAUACUACCCGGACAAACCGGCGUUCGCGGACGAACUCCUGAAAGCUGCCACCGAGUUGGGCUACAGAACGUCGAGGCUUAAAGAAUACACGCAGACGGGCUUCAUGGUGGCCCCGAUGACCACCGACAACGGCGUCCGUGGCACGACCUCGCGAAACUACCUGAGGCCUGUCCACGGUCGAACGAACCUCAGAGUGCUGAUAAACGCGCAGGUGACGAGAGUUCUGAUCAACCAGUGGCAGAACAAGGCCUACGGCGUGGAGCUGAUCGACAAGGAUGGGUACAGGAGGAUCGUGAAGGCGGACAAGGAAGUGGUUCUGUCGGCAGGGGCGAUCGGCUCGCCUCACAUCCUCCUAAACUCUGGGAUUGGACCGAAGGAACACCUGACCAAAUUGGGCCUGCACGUGGUGAAGGAUCUGCCCGUGGGGAGGAACCUUCACAAUCAUGUGUCCGUGGCGGUUCACUUCAGUAUCAGGGACACCGCUUACGAGCCCAUGACGAUGAGCAGCGUGAACGAGUACCUGGAGACGAGGACCGGCCCCCUGAGCAGCACAGGACUGACACAGGUGACCGCGUUCCUCGAGAGCAGCUACGCGGUCGCCGGUGUGCCUGAUAUUCAGAUGUUCUUCGAUGGGUUCUCACCGAAUUGCCCGAGGACCGGCUUGGAAUUCGAGUGCCUGAACGGGGCGAUCGGCUUCUGCUCGGACAGACGGCAGAUCGUCGUCAGGCCCACCACUGUCACCGUGGGCAGUAGGGGUCACUUGAGGCUCCGAUCUGGUGACCCAACCAGCCCGCCGCUGAUCUAUCCGAAUUACUUCGUCGACACGAGGGACUUGAAGGUGUUGGUCGAGGGUGUUAGAAAGGCGAUCGAGCUGACCAGCACGAGGACCAUGAGGAAGUGGGACCUGAGGCUGGAGACCGGUGUUCAUCCUCUUUGCACCAAUUAUCACUUCGCGAGCGACGCUUACUGGGAAUGUCACGUGAGAGCAGCCACCGGGCCGGAGAAUCAUCAGUCAGGGACGUGCAAAAUGGGGGCUUACGACGAUCGGACAGCCGUCGUCGAUCCGGAGCUACGUGUGCGCGGCGUAUCGAACGUACGAGUCGCGGACGCAUCCGUAUUCCCGACUGUGCCGAACAGCAAUCCCGUGGGUGCGAUCAUGAUGGUCGCCGAGAAGGCGGCCGACAUGAUCACGAACGCUUGGUCGAAAAAGUGAAUCACGAGUGGUGCGCGAAAUUUCCGUGUGUCAGUGGCUCACAAAAGUAUUCGAACAUUCGUUUAAAAAAAAAAAUUAAAAAAAAAAGGAAUAAUUUUUUUUAAAUUUCUAAAUGCACACACAGUGACAUAACUUUCGUAGGUGUAAUGUAAUUACAAGUUACUAGAUGAAAUUUUAAACGGAGUGAUUGCACGAUCGUGUACAACACAAGUUCUGAUAAACUAAUUUAGUUGAAAUUGUUAAUUACGGGUUAAGUACCAUGUAGUAUAUAAUUAAAAUCAAUUUUGGCAUAUUAUCCAAGUAGUCAGUUUCUGAAAUUGACUUAAAUUUAAAAUUUAAAUUGUUAAUUAUAUAAAAAUUAACUAACAAUAGGUUCAGGAUAUUCGUAUGAACGACAUUACUGAUGUGAUAUCAAAGUAAGGAUUAAAGUGACAAAGGAUGAUGAAUUAAUAUUAAAAUAGAUAGUAAU